Messenger RNA from Vigna radiata var. radiata (mung bean), 914 nucleotides. RefSeq names its product beta-conglycinin, beta chain-like. The transcript has 3 exons. NCBI's taxonomy places the organism in Eukaryota, Viridiplantae, Streptophyta, Magnoliopsida, Fabales, Fabaceae. The annotation marks the transcript as partial. The record is from RefSeq and is a predicted model, not a curated record.
UUUGGAGAGGAGGGACAACAACAACAGCAAGGCCAGGAGAGUCAGCAAGAGGGAGUGAUUGUUGAACUUAAAAGGGAACAGAUUCGGGAACUAAUCAGACAUGCUAAAUCUAAUUCAAAGACCCUUUCCUCCCAAAAUGAACCAUUCAACCUGAGAAACCAAAAACCCGUCUAUUCGAACAGAUUUGGAAGGAUGCAUGAGAUCACCCCCGAGAAAAACCCCCAGCUUCGGGACUUGGAUGUGUUCCUUAGUUAUGUGGAUAUGAAAGAGGGAGGUCUUCUUAUGCCAAACUACAAUUCAAAGGCCAUAGUAAUCCUAGUUCUUAAUAAAGGAGAAGCAAAUAUUGAACUUGUUGGCCUAAAAGAACCGCAACAGCAGCAGCAAGAGGAAAGUUGGGAUGUGCAGAGGUACAGUGCUGAGUUGACCGAAGACGAUGUAUUUGUGAUCCCAGCAGCUUAUCCAGUCGCCAUCAACGCUACCUCAAAUAUGAAUUUCCUUGCUUUCGGUAUCAAUGCUGAGAACAACCAGAGGAACUUCCUUGCAGGUGAGAAAGACAAUGUGAUAAGCGAGAUACCUAGCCAGGUGUUGGAGGUUGCUUUCCCUGGAUCAGGUGAGAAGGUUGUGAAGCUGAUAAAUAAGCAGAGCUUAUCCUACUUUGUGGAUGCUCAGUCUCAACAAAAGGAGGAGCAAAGUAAGGGAAGAAAGGGUCCAUUGUCUUCGAUUUUGGACACUCUUUACUGAAUAAGUAUAAAGUAACUAAGAUGUAAUGCAGUGAGAGCUCAUGGUGAGUGUGGAAUUAACGUAUCGGGCCAUCUAAAAAUAAGUAGAGCUGCUCCUGCUCCAUGUAGCUUUUUCCACUACGAAUAAUGAAUAAAUCGAGCACAUAUAUAAUGCUCGCGUUUUUUGAUUUUCAA